This is a messenger RNA of Eucalyptus grandis, 786 nucleotides long. RefSeq names its product protein SIEVE ELEMENT OCCLUSION B-like. Gene Ontology annotation, biological process: phloem development. The coding region runs from base 1 to 786 and encodes 261 amino acids. Lineage: Eukaryota; Viridiplantae; Streptophyta; Magnoliopsida; Myrtales; Myrtaceae. The transcript has 3 exons. The record is from RefSeq and is a predicted model, not a curated record.
AUGGCCUUUCGCGGCAAUGGUGGCAGCAACAUGGCGAAUGGUAUGGCCAGUUCGGACAUAAUCAACUUCAUCGACAACCAACAGUUCCUAGAAUUGGUCUUAGGAAAGCAAUCUUAUGACUCCACCGAAGAAGAAAAAUGCAGUGUGAAUGAUCUCCUCCAGAUAACCAACAACAUAUUUGCCGAGGCCAUCCCACCAGUCAAGAAGGAUGGCGACACCAGAAAGGUUGGUAUGGGUGUCUCGGAAUCCAUUGUGCCAAGCAACAUUUCACAUCUGAUCAAAUGGAUCGGUUGUCAGAUGACAUGCGAAGUUAUGCACGGCAAAGAUCUGGAGGAGAGGUUGCUGGCGAUCUUCCUGAAGCUAUCAAGCUAUCGUCGGACCACCCAAGUCGCGUUGGUCCUCGCAGCCUUGGCUCUGCAAUACGGCGAAUUCUGGUACAUCUCCGAAGCUCCGUUCGCCCUGUCCACUGGCGUCUUGAAGGGCCUGAGCGCACUGAAGAAGAAGCUCAUAUCCGAUGAGAACAAGAAGGCGGCGAUAACACCUUUCAACAAGGUGGUCAACGACCUCUUGGAGUUGACCACUCGCUUGCUCGAUCUCUACAAGCUGGUGAAUGAGCGCGAUCGGAAGCCUGUGCCUGAAUUGGUAAAAACAGGUCGAACAAUACCCAGGUGGAGCUGCGAGACCAUCAUCACCAUCCUGGCCACUGGAAACUUUUUCGCUAGGCUCACGGAUGUCAAUUAUAAGUACUACCGCGGCUUCUUGGUUUAUCUAUCUGAUACUGCAUGA